AUGGCUCCUUCCGCGACUGAGAACAUCGCUGCUCAGCAGCCUGUCGAGUACGACGCGGCGCGUCCCUUCGUCGGCAAGGUCGCUCUGAUCACCGGCUCCGGCCGCGGUAUCGGACGCGGCAUUGCCGUCGAGCUCGGCAAGCGCGGCGCAAACGUCGUCGUCAACUACGCCUCCUCUGCCGGCGCCGCCGAGGAGGUCGUCGCCGAGAUCCAGAAGCUCGGGUCAAAGGCCAUCGCCCUCAAGGCCGACAUCAGCAAGCCCGCCCAGGUCGUCGACCUCUUUGACCGCGCCGUCGCCCACUUUGGCCGCAUGGACUUUGUCAUCUCCAACUCCGGCAAGGAGGUCUGGUGCCCCGAAGAGGAGGUCACCGAGGAGCUCUUCCAGAACAUCUUUGACCUCAACACCCGCGGCCAGUUCUUCGUCGCCCAGCAGGGCCUGAAGCACUGCGGACGCGGAGGCCGCAUCCUCCUCACUUCCUCUAUCGCUGCCCAGAUGGGCGGUAUCCCCAACCACGCCCUGUACGCCGGCUCCAAGGCCGCCGUCGAGGGCUUCACCCGCGCCUUCGCCGUCGACUGCGGUGCCAAGGGCAUCACCGUCAACGCCAUCGCCCCCGGCGGUGUCAAGACGGACAUGUACGACGAGAACUCGUGGCACUACGUCCCCAACGGUUACAAGGGCAUGCCCAUCGAGAUCAUCGACCAGGGCCUUGCCAACAUGAACCCUCUUAAGCGCGUCGGUGUCCCUGCCGACGUCGGUAAGGUCGUCGCUUCCCUCUGCCAUUCUGACUGCGAGUGGAUCAACGGUCAAGUCAUCAAGGUCACCGGUGGCGGCACAUAA
Colletotrichum costaricense is the source of this 837-nucleotide messenger RNA. Its product is annotated as short chain dehydrogenase. The transcript has 2 exons. NCBI's taxonomy places the organism in Eukaryota, Fungi, Ascomycota, Sordariomycetes, Glomerellales, Glomerellaceae. The coding region runs from base 1 to 837 and encodes 278 amino acids. Gene Ontology annotation, molecular function: oxidoreductase activity. The record is from RefSeq and is a predicted model, not a curated record.